Molecule: messenger RNA, 7914 nt
Organism: Bactrocera oleae (olive fruit fly)
Lineage: Eukaryota; Metazoa; Arthropoda; Insecta; Diptera; Tephritidae
Gene: eas
Product: ethanolamine kinase 1
Biological process (GO): phosphatidylethanolamine biosynthetic process
Cellular component (GO): cytoplasm
Molecular function (GO): ethanolamine kinase activity
Source: RefSeq, a predicted model, not a curated record
AGAGAUAUAACUAUAACUGAAACUGUGGAUGAAGAGUGUCAAGAAUUUUAUAUAUUCGAGCAUUUCUUCAACUUCAUGCAUCAAAUUAAUGAAAAAGAUGAUUAUGGGCUAGUAAAUAUUUUAGUUUUACUUCAAAUAAUUGUUAAAAUUAUGGUAUACUUUUCAACGGAGUUUUCAGGUAUAACAAUAAAGUACCUAAAACUUUCGCAGUAAGCAAUUUGAAAUAUUCGUCAGAGGUUUUGCGAAAUCAUCCUAGCAGAAACUGCUUAGAGGGGAGUGCAUUAUGUUCCUUGACUGGAAGCAUGCAGGCCUCACUAUGUAGGUGUUUGACCAGAGACAUCCUGUAAUGUUACGGAGUGCAGUAUGCUGACAUGUCUGAAGCAUUUUCGUAUGCAUUUCACUACAUCCCUCAUACGGUACAGCGUACUUGAUGACCGGCCGACCGAUUGCCUUGUAUGCAUGUUAUCCACAACGUUUCUUUGUCCUUUCCCUAGGAGGGGCUGGCUCUGUACUUUGGCAUUAUUCGUGGUCGUAUGUGGAGCGUAGGAGUACAAGUUAUCAAAUGUUCUUGACAACAUGAUAAUAAUUUUUAUUGAUGAAUACUCGCCCGAGCUUUAAAGCAAAAAUUACGAGUGGUUAAAAAUAUUCGAAAUAUUUUUUUAAAUGUGAAGUGAAAUAAAACGCAAUGUCUUGAUUAUAAGAAAUUUUGGUAAUUUUGCAACAGAUUUGGUAAGCAUUUUGGUACCCAAAGAUGUUCCAAGUGGCAACACUGCUGCGAGUGACAGUGUUUUCUGUGCGGCAACCAUGAUCCAAUUUUAUAAGGUUGUGGCGUUAGCCUAAAAACAACAAUUUGUCAAAAUCAGCCGUUUAGCUUUGUAUUGUUUUGAUUUAAUAAUUCAAAAAUAAAUUUUUGAAAGAUUUCAACCAUUGAAAAUACCUUUUUGAUUGAUAACUGAAUACGAAGAUUGUAAAUCACAAAAUCAUCAAAUUGUAAACAGAAAAUUCAUAAGAAAAACAACAACAACAGUCUUUUGUGACGUUAUUAAGACAAACAAAUUUGGUAAGAGAAUGCACGCUCCGUGUGUCCCAGUUCACACAGGGACUCUUGUCGCCCAUACCGGUUUUUAUGAGCGAUGGCACCACGAGGAAAGUCGAAGGGACCGUGUGAAUAAGAAUAAAAUUAAGAUACUCAAAAAUAUUGAAUUUAAAUUAUUAAGAACAUUUAGCCGUAUUAAAUGUAAUAGUAUAUACAUAUAUAAAUAAAUUCUAAUAAAAAGGAGGUUACUUAUACUUUUUUAUAUUUAUAUUAUAAGUAAUAUUGUUCUACCAUUUUUAUGUUAAUUUCUUGUAAGAAAAAUGUGAGACCACCAUACCUCAUACAAAUGAACUAAGCAAUACGCUCUAAGUAUCGCGUACUCGAACCGCACAAACAUAAAAAGUUGCUGAACUCUUUUCGCUCGUGUGAACGCACAGAGCUACACCAAAAGAUAAUUUGCCGAAAAUGAGCGACAAAAGAGUCCCCAUGUGAACGUCAUCUAUCGACACAACCGUAUAUAUAAUCAUGUGCGGCACUCACUCGUUCAGUUUACCAAGAGAUUUGGUCAAGAUUAGAGGUGUGAAAAUUUUAAGUGAUAAAUAAUUUGCAUUUAUUUGAGUUCUGAUUGCAUUUAGCAAACAAAAAAAAUCGCUUAUUAGCUGGAUAAAACGGAAUUGAACUAACUUAUGUUUAAUACAGAAGGAUAAUCAAAUCUUGCUAAAAAGUGUAUUUCACGCAUACAGUUGUUAAGGAGGAACAGGAAUUUAAAUUUUUUGUGCAAAGGAUAGGACAAAAAACGAACACAGUGUAAAAGGGAGAGCUAAAAAUUGGCAAAUGUAAUCCAUUACGUGAAAAAUCGAUAAAAAUAGAAUCAAAUCGGAAGCUCGUCAUAAAGGCAAAAACAAAACGAAUAUACGUGACGACGAGAGGAGCGGUACAACAACAAAAUAACGAAGAGUGCAACGUCUGCCAAAGAGCGCAUAGUAAGAAACGUGGUAUAGUGAAGGAAUUUGAAAAUAAAAAAGGCGAUAUUCUUACUAGAUUAUAUGAAAUAAUUCUUACGCGACCACAAAUAUAAUCCUCGCGCGCAAAACGUAUGAGAUUAGUUGAAGUUUUUGAAAUAAAGCAGUGAGGAGUAUACACGGGAAAGGAGCAAAAUCAGCUGAUCAGCAUUGUAACAGAGGAGAAGGAGAAACGCUUCUCCAACUACCGGUAAGGAGAACGUCACUACUUAAAAAAAGAGAAAUAUUUACUACAGCUGUCCAAUCAGCCGUAAAAAUAGCCAAAGCACAAAACGUCAAACAAAAAGUGUUGAAUUUGUAAUACAAACAAAAUUGGAAAAAAUAUAUACAAAUAAAAGUCAAACAAACCACGAAGCGGAUGUAAAUAACCGAGCACGAAAACCUAAGCAAACCAAAAUACCGAAAUACACACAUGUAUCAAAAACCACUCAAAUUCCAUAUAGUUUUAACGUUAUAAGAAAAUAUUAUACAUAUACUUGUAAGUAAAAAUAACAAAUUUCUGUUACAAAUCAAUAAAAAGUGGCUAAAGUAAUACACACAGAAAGUAUAUUGAAAUAAAACAAGUACCUAAAUUUCAAAUAAUUCACGAGUGCGGCAAAUUAGUAUGGGCACAGAAACCAAAUUCAACAGUUACAAGGAGAACACCACUUCAACGACUGGUAGUGUUUUUCGUCCGAAAGUAGCGCACAAUGGUACGUCGGCAGCAGCAUUAGGUGCCGGUGUUGGUCAAAAGUUGCAUUCCUCAAAUGGUGCAUUGAACUCUAAACAACAACAGCAUAGCGAUAUCACAAACGGCAGCUGUGUAACUCCAGUUUUUGUACCUAUACACAUUGGCGACGACGUAAUUAGCGGUGCCAAAGAGGUGCUGAAUGUGAUAAGGCCACAGUGGAAUAUCAGUCAUGUACAAUUUAAAAAAUUCACCGAUGGCAUCACAAAUAAGCUUGUCGGUUGUUUCUAUAAUCCCCCGCAAACCAACACAACAACAAUAACAAACAACAGCAAUGGCAAUGAAAUCGACACAGGCAGCGCCUAUGGCAAUGACACGCCCAACUCACCCCCUACUUUGGCAUCAUCCACACUGUUGGACGACAACAAUGACUCGGGCAAUAUCAGCGACACGGAUACAUUGGAUUCAGAGGUGACUAUGUCGAGCGCACUUGACAUAGAUAAUAGUCAUAAUGCCAGCAACACUGUGAAUACGAAAGCUGAAAGCCAAAACAGCAUUCCGAUCAAUGAGAGCAAUGUAGCACUGGUGCGUGUCUAUGGUAACAAAACCGAUCUGCUGAUCGAUCGUAAAGCCGAGACACGCAACAUACAGCUAUUGCAUACGUACGGUUUUGCGCCGACACUAUUUGCCACAUUCAAAAAUGGUUUAGUUUACGAUUUUGUACCUGGUGUAACAUUGAAGCCAACCAGUGUUUUGGAGCCGAGCGUUUGGCGUUUAGUCGCGACACGCAUGGCCGAAAUGCAUCGUCGCGUGCAGGUGCAGGAGACGCCAGCUGAUGCAGCUUGCGGUGCUGCUGGAGUGGUGCCAAUGUUGUGGCAUAAGACGCAAAGUUUCUUCAAUUUGGUACCUGAACGUUUUAGUGAUCCCGAAAAACAUAAAAGAGUUGAGGAAACUUUCUUGCCCAUAAAACGUUUACGCGACGAGUUCAAUGCGCUAUACAGGCGGCUCGAGCGUCUGGGCAGCCCCGUGGUAUUCGCCCACAACGAUCUGUUGCUGGCCAAUAUUGUCUACUUGGAAGCAGAGCAGUGUGUCAAUUUCAUUGACUACGAAUAUGCCGAUUACAAUUUUCAGGCAUUCGAUAUUGGAAAUCAUUUUUGUGAAUUUGCCGGCGUCGACGAAGCGGACUUCUCACGCUAUCCGAAGCGUGAUUUUCAACUUGCUUGGCUGCGUGUCUAUCUGCAGGAAUAUCUGCAACGUUCCGAAAUUAGCGACGCCGAAGUGGAACGCCUAUACUUGCAGGUGAACCAAUUCGCGUUGGCCGCGCACAUGCUCUGGACCAUUUGGUCGCUCAUACAAGCGGAACAUUCCAACAUCGAUUUCGAUUAUGUCGAAUACGCUCACAUACGCUAUGCGGAGUACAAAAAGCAUAAAUCCAUAAUAGGCUUGCGCACCACAGAGGAUGAUGAUGCGGCAGCUGAGAACAACAUUGCGGCGCAAAGUUAAGUUCACCAUAUGCACACAGCGCAUCUAAACACAGCCGCGCGCCGGCUAGCUGCUAGCUUUCGAACUGUGCAUGAGAGUAUGACUCAAAUGCUUGCUGGCAUGCUUGACUAACUGAAAUGUCGACGAAUUUCGUGGUUUAAAAGGCAAUAAGCUGCAAAUAUUACAACAAAAACGGUCACUAAGCAACGUUUAUUUGAACUCGUUACGUUUGUCUAAUAAUUUGCAAUAGAAGACAUAAGCAAAAGUUUGUAUAUUCAUGUGAAUCCGUUGCGUAGUCGUUCUUCUUGUGUGUGACGUACGGUGCUAUGACGUAAAUAACAGUGAAAAAUUAAUUAAUUUAAUUUUGACAAACAAAAAAAAAAAACAUUCCGCAAGCAUUAAUUAUUUAAAUACGAUUUUUAUGUAAUACAAAUUGUAAUUAUAAAAUACGUUAAAGAUAUUGGAAAAAUAGAAAACAAACAAGAACAAAAAAAAAAAAAAAAAAAUAGAAACUAGUAAGCCAGAAAAGUGUUGACAACGCAUUGUGAUUUGUUUUUAGUUUAAUUCGAAAGCAUUAUCGUUUUAUUUAUUGUCGUAAUAUAACCUCAUUAUCCAACUGCAUUGAUUAAUUUUUAAGUGUUGAAUAAAAGGGUAUAUAUCUAACAUAUCUACAUGCUAAAGCCGCGAUUUCUGCUUUGACGGGCUGGUGUGUGAUAGCAGAGUAUCCCUACAGUGUAAUCAACUUUUAAUUGGUGAGAGGCAGGACUUUCCCGAACUAGUGUCAGUGUGACAUUUCUUGUUACAAACUAGUCUUUUAUAACCAGUUCGAUUUAGUCAGGCAUUUCUAGUUAAAAACAAGUCUUUUUCCCGCAAAUUAUAUUUCAAUCACAAUUUUUGUGUUACAAACUAGUCUUUUCUGACAAGUGAGAUUUCAGUUAGAUAUAUCUAUCUAGUAGCAAACUAGUAUUUUCCCGCAAAUUAGAUUUCAGUCACAAUUUUCUUGUUGCAAACUAGUACUAUUCCUGAUUACUUUGUUAUUAUACUUUAGGGAAAUAUAAUAUUUCGUUUAAUAUUAACAUUUCUUAUCUAACCUAACAUUUUUAUCGCAUUAAAAAUACAUACCUAUAUUCUUACAUUUACAUUUAGCUUGUGUUAUCAAUAGCUUCAUAGUAUAUUAUAAAAUUAUAUUAGUAAUAUAUAAAAGUAUAUUUGCUGAAUUAGCGUUUUUGCGACGAUUUGAAGACAGAAAACUAUUGAAAGCAAUAAAAACUAAGUUUACAAUGUUUAAUAAAUUAACUUAUUUGAUAAAUUACAUAUUUAUGUUAAAUGCAGUCGUAGGCCUUGUGCCGUAAUUUUACAGCCCACAUAACAUUUAAUAUAAUAGUAAUAUGACAUUUCUAACCAAAGUAUAUCAUGAUUUGCUAAGGGAAGCCAAAUUGCAUUAAUUUGCGGUUUUUGACACAUUUUUCGAACAUAUUUAUAUUCUAAAGUUAUCUUUAACGCAUUUCACUUUUAACUCGUCGCAUUUAGUGCUCAAAUAAAUUAAGACAGCAUUUUGGAUAAUUUGUACUACACAACUGGAACAGAUUUAGAGAAGAAAGGCUUUUAAAGUACAUAAAAUUAAAAAAAUAUAUAUAUUUGCUAUAAACAUUCGCAGUAAAACUAAAAUAGGGUUAUAGAAGAAUAAAUUUUUUUCAAAAAAAAACCAAAAAAUCCGAAAAUAUUUUACUUGUAAAAAUGUUAAAUAUUUAUCUAAAGCGCGUUUCAAAAUUUCAAUACUUCGAAAUUUACAAACUUUGAUAUUUAUUUAACCAACUGAAAUUUUAAAAUGUUUCGAUAGACACUAACUAUGGGCGUUACAUUUAAAUUUCACUCUUUUCUGCUAAAUUUUUAAUUACUGAACUAUAAAUUUUCAAAACUAGCAAAAUGAAUAUUGUUCUACUUGAAUAAUGUUAAUAUUUAAAUAGAUACUUUUUUGUCUUGUAAAACAAGUCAUCAUUAACACGUCUUAAAUACCUAAAAUACUUACGACGGACGGGUCUAAGUAACUGGUACGGAUCCGGAUUUUUAUCCGGACUGUCAAUUAAGCACUAUUCCACGAAAUUGCUUCAGGAAUAUUUUCUGCCGCUAAAAUUUCGAAUAACUCCUAAAUAUUUUGAAUAAAAAAAAAAAUAAAACAAUUUUUGAGUGAAAACCAUUCCUUUAGUUUAAUGAUAAACUUUGGUACCAAAAAAAAUCAUAAAUUUCCGAAUCACACAUCUGCUAGUAGUUGGCUAAAUUACUACAAUAUAUAUGGUAUAUACCAUUUUUUUAAGAGGUUACAUGGGUUUCGUCGAGCAAAAAACGCCCUAUUUUCAAUAAUUUUAAAAAGAAUAAUAAUAUAAAAAAAUAUUUUAUCAAAACUUUUUAUUAUCCCGAAGAUACAUAUUUGAUGAAGAUUUUGUGAAAUUUUCAAAUGAAAAUAUUCAAAACUCGGUCAUUACGACGUCAUUUUCGGCAGUCCUUCGGAAAAGACAGGAUCGUCAAAAGUAAAAAGAAAAAAAUACGUGUUUGGACGAAGAAAAAACAAAUAAAGUGAAAAUUGUAUUUUUGCAGACAUUUUUUCCAAAAAAAGCAAAUUUCGAUGAAAACUUUUCGACUUUUGUUUUUGUUUUUCUAGUUUUUAAAAUAGUUCUAAUUGACAAAAAAAAAUCCUUCGUUCAAAAACUUGUAAAUUAUAACUCAAAGUCCUGUCUAAAAUUUCAUUAAGAUCAGUUUCGAGAAAAAACGUUUAAAGUUUUAAAUGACUAUAUAGCUGACCUCGAGCGCGCAACUUUUCAAAGCUGUAUCUUCAAAACUAUUACUGGGAUCAACUUGAGUAUUUAGAACAAUAUUCUAGAUAUGUUAUAAAAUUAAAUAAGACAAUAAAAAUUUAUUGUUUUUGAAUAAAAUUCUUUUAACACCUCAAUACAAAGAUUGUUCAUUAAAAGUUAUAAAAUUUGACAUAACGAACAGCCCUGGUAAUGUGGAUAUUGCUAGUAGAGUGACAAUUCAAUGUUAUUGUUGUUGUAGCGGCAGAAAACAUUUCUAAAAUAAAUUUGAAGAAUGCUGCCGUGUUGACAAUCCUUGGUUGGAUAAAAAUCUAGAUGCGUUCCGGAUGCGUAGACCUAACUGUCGUGGAAACGGUUGCAUUCAAUGCAAAGUAACAGUCUAUAGCUUUUCCCGUUUAUUUAUAAACCUAGCAUCUUUUUACGGUUUAAGGCUUUCUAAAUUUACCAUUUAUUUUGCAUAACUCACACGCAUUUUGAUUUUAAUUUUAUAGAAAUGCUGUUAUAUUCCAAAUAAUAUGGCAUUUCACAAUAUAUUCUAAAUAUACUGCAUUUCUCACUAACACUACGAUUUAUUUCACAUUAUUAUUAUAUUCUUUAUAAAUAAAUAAAUAUUUUGUAAAACUUGCUUAGAUAAUUCGCUCGCAAAUCUUGUAUAAAUCUAGUAGUGGUGCUAAUUAGAAGUGUUAAAAGCAGAUCAAUUAGUUGCGCAUGCUCCUCGUGAGCAUGUAAAUUUUGUUAGUAAUAUUGAGAGAAUAUUGAUAGCAAGUGUUAUAUAAACGUUUAUAUAGUAUACAAGCAUACACAUAGCAUACAAAUAUUACGCGUAGUUUUCUUACAAAGACGUGAGAACAUUUGGUUACACAAAAUAAAAAAUAAAUCGCAUGUAACAAAUUUUUA